UUCUUUUUACAUAGAGAAAAAAUGUCCAUCAAAUUCAAUCCCAUCCUUGGGACUCUCUAUGUGGUGGUUGCCACCGUUCUCCUCCGUGUCUCUGACGCACAGGGCGGUCGGAAAGGGGCUAUCGUAGGCGGUUGGAAUCCCAUUACCAAUUUAAGUGACCCCGAGGUCGUGGAGAUAGGAAAAUUUGCGAUAGAUGAACACAAUAAAGAGGCUAAGACAAAAUUAGGGUUUCAAAAAAUAACUAAAGGAGAAAGCCAAGUUGUCGCCGGAAUUAAUUAUCGACUAGUCAUCUCCGCCAAAGACGGUGACUCACCACCACAUAACUACUUAGCUGAGGUGUGGGACAAGCCAUGGGAGAAAUUUAGGAACCUUACUUCAUUUAGAGAAUGUAGCAUAGAAAAUGUAGAACAACAAUGUAUGUUUACUAAUUAAUUUAGUUGAUAAUAACAUUAUAUCUGAACGAAGUAUUUUAUUCUUCGAAAGAAAUCUAAUAUAUGUAAUAUUUAGAAGCUAAUGAAAUGAAUUUUCAAUUUAUAUGAAA
This is a messenger RNA of Solanum pennellii, 541 nucleotides long. RefSeq names its product cysteine proteinase inhibitor 5-like. Lineage: Eukaryota; Viridiplantae; Streptophyta; Magnoliopsida; Solanales; Solanaceae. The transcript has a single exon. The record is from RefSeq and is a predicted model, not a curated record. Gene Ontology annotation, molecular function: cysteine-type endopeptidase inhibitor activity. The coding region runs from base 22 to 432 and encodes 136 amino acids.